AUGUCAAAUGAAUUAUUUGUUGAUGGUAUCUGUGAAAUAGAUGAUAAAGCAAUUCAAUCUUAUUUUUUACGAUUUGGUUCUCGUAUAAUAAACUAUGAAUCUCAUCGUCAUCGUCCAACAAAUUCAUGUUGUUUUGCUUUAAUAACAUUUGUAUCACAACAUACUGUAAAUGCUAUUCUUCGUCAACGACCACAUUCAAUUAAUAGUUAUCCUUUAUUUGUUAAACGAUUACUUCCACCAGCUGUAUGUUCAUUUAUUGAACGUCUAUUACCGGUAUCAAGUAUAUUUGUCUAUAAUAAAAUAACUAAAGAAUUUGAUGAACAAAAAUUAAAAAAUUAUUUUAAAAAUUUUGGUUAUAUUUUAAAAUUUGAACAUGAUCAUGUUCAUAAUCGUUUACUUAUUGAAUAUGAUGAUUAUGAUUCUGUUGAUAAAAUAUUUUUAAAUAAAGAACAUUUACCAAAAAAUAUUAAUAUACAUAAAAAUAUUUUACCAUACGCACAAAAUUCAAUUGAAUAUCAUGGUAUAUGUCGUCGUAAACAAAAAGAUAAUAUAGCAAUUGAUGAAAAAAAUAAUCAACGAAAUAUCAAGAAAAAGCAUCAUGUCGAUGACGAAUAUCAAGAUUUAUUACAAAAGACUAUUGAAAAUUUAAUGAAUUGUAAAGCUCAAUUAAGAAAUAAAGAAAACGAUUAUGUUAUUCUUCAAAUGGAAAAUGCUGCCAUUAAAGAAAAAGCUGAUAAAUUUGAUCAACUUCUUGAUAAUCAAAAUCAAACAAUAAAAUCGUGUUUAUCCUGUAAAGAGCAUGAAGUAACUAUUAGUAGAUUACAACAAACAUUAAUAAAACUUAAUCAACAAUAUGAUACAAUUAAAUCACAAUAUCAACGAUUAUUAUCAACACAAUAUACUCCUAUAGGAAUUUCAGAACCUAAAUAUGAUAUUUCAACACAACAUCGUCAGUAUUUCUUAUCAACUCGAUUAAAUAAUAAUAAAAAUUUUAAAAAUGAAGUGCCAGUUAGUUGUUUGUCUCAAUCUAACGUAUCAACGAUUGGCUCAUGUGAUAUUGUUAUGAAACAACAAAAUUCUUUAAUGCCAAUAAUUCGAUCACCUAUUCAACAAUAUCAAACAACAUACAAGUGA
Rotaria sp. Silwood2 is the source of this 1134-nucleotide messenger RNA. Lineage: Eukaryota; Metazoa; Rotifera; Eurotatoria; Philodinida; Philodinidae. The record is from the annotation of a GenBank genome assembly.